Molecule: messenger RNA, 420 nt
Organism: Anthostomella pinea
Lineage: Eukaryota; Fungi; Ascomycota; Sordariomycetes; Xylariales; Xylariaceae
Source: the annotation of a GenBank genome assembly
AUGCUCCGACAGUACACCCCACGAAGCAGCGAAAAAGCCGGAGCACGUCCCUAUCAGUCCGGCCGGACUGACUUUUACCGAUCUGCCCUCGAACUCCGCGAGAUGAUCUGGAAACUAGCACUUCCCGGGCCACGCGUUUUCAAUGUCGAGAGCUCGAUUUUCAGGGUCGAUACGAAGAAGCACAGGGUGGAUGUGAAGAAGCAGUUGCUGGGCCGGACGGCGCUGAAAACGCCGCUGGUCCACGUCUGCUACGCGUCGCGCCGAAUCGUGAAGGAAGCUGGUUACGUCCUCGAGUUCCGUGAUGAAGACCAGCCCCAGGAUCCGGGCGUAUGGUUCCAUCCUCUACGGGAUGUCGUUAAGAAGACUUGGGAGAAGGCUCUCCGGGGGCCUAGGGUAAAUCCCUUCGCCGGACUAGAAUAG